AUGGAUCCAGGAGGAGGUAGUGUCUAUGCAGGUGGCAGUGAUGGGGCAGAGCCCUCGAGUGCAGCCAAGAUAGUCUCUGACGUAGUAUUAUAUAGCGUGGCUCAGCAGGUUAUGGCUGAGUUCGCUAGGAGCUCCAAGGAGCAAGGAGUCCUGGCCGAUUCCUAUCUUGUUUCUAGAAUGGAGCCCAAGGAUAAUGACUUGGAGAGUGGUUCCGAGGAGACUGCCAGUGAUGAGUCUCCAUCAGUGCCACGGGGUUUGAAUAGAAAGGGCUGUUAUCUUCUUCGUCCCCCCAUUGUUGUUUUGUUGCAGAAAGAGGCUGGAAAAGGUGAAGGCAAGAAGAAGGCCGAUGCCGGCGAGGACUCUGGUAAGGGCGCCGGCGAGGGGUGUCCCAAGAAAGUCAAACGAUUUGUCAAGAAUAAUAUUGAGGGUGUUGUAGAUGUCAAGGCAGACUGUAAGAGCAACAAAUUGACCGUGGUAAGGAAGGUGGACCCCACCAAAGUUCAGGAGAAGGUGGCUGAGAAGACCAAGAAGAAGGUGGAGCUCCUCUCUCCUCCGCCCAAAAAGGAUGCCGGAAGCGGCGGGGAUAAAAAGCCUGAGGAGAAGAAAGCGAAGGCCGACGAUAAGAAGCCCAAAAAGCCUCCGGUGAGUACAGUUUUCCUGAAGAUCAAACUGCACUGCGGCGGGUGCGACGGGUGCAUUCGCAAGAUAAAGAAAGGUAUUUCCAAGGUCGAAGGAGUGCAGGAAGUAACGGUAGAACCGCAGAAGGAUCUAGUAAUGGUGAAGGGAACGAUGGACGUCAAAAGCCUAACGCCCUACCUCAGUGACAAGCUGCGAGGAAACGUCGACGUGGUUCCGCCGAAGAAAGGCGGCGGCGGCGACAAGAAGGAUAAAGGCGGCGGAUAUAAGAAAUAUCAGAAGAAAGGCGGCGGUUUUGAUAAAAUGAAAAAGGCCUACAAAUUUAUGAAGUUUAAGUUCCAUGUCAUUGUUCCCCCCGUCAUGUUACAUGUAGAAUUUUCAGGCUGUUUGGUUGAUAAGUAGAGUAGGGUUAGUUCGGAGGGGUGAGUUGAGCUGUGUUUAAUGUAGAUUCAGUUUGGCUGAACUAGGUAAUUUUCUUGUGUUUGGUGUGCGAGUGUAUUGGUAAUUUCCUUAGAGACCAUACAAGUUCUUUUGUGAUUGGUUUUUCAAAAUAUUUUGAUACUUGUUUAAAUAAUGAAGUUGAGUUGAGAGCUGUGUUAGAGGAAAUAAAGAUUUGCAAAAAUUUGGGACAUACUUGUAUCAAUAUUAAAUGUGAUUCGAAUAUUGUAAUUUG
Messenger RNA from Malania oleifera, 1309 nucleotides. Its product is annotated as heavy metal-associated isoprenylated plant protein 3-like. The transcript is spliced from 6 exons. Bases 1 to 1038 code for a protein of 345 amino acids. The record is from RefSeq and is a predicted model, not a curated record. Lineage: Eukaryota; Viridiplantae; Streptophyta; Magnoliopsida; Santalales; Ximeniaceae. Gene Ontology annotation, molecular function: metal ion binding.